Siniperca chuatsi (mandarin fish) is the source of this 4401-nucleotide messenger RNA. It is a transcript of the gene nectin4a, whose product is annotated as nectin cell adhesion molecule 4a. The record is from RefSeq and is a predicted model, not a curated record. Gene Ontology annotation, biological process: homophilic cell-cell adhesion; heterophilic cell-cell adhesion. The transcript has 11 exons. Gene Ontology annotation, cellular component: adherens junction. NCBI's taxonomy places the organism in Eukaryota, Metazoa, Chordata, Actinopteri, Centrarchiformes, Sinipercidae. The coding region runs from base 371 to 2224 and encodes 617 amino acids.
AGAGAGAGAGAGAUCGAGAGAGAGGUGUAGCACAAACAGGUGUAUCCGAAACAGGUAAAGCUGCGCCUUCUUUUUUCUGAAAGGCAAACAUGAUGGCGUGUGCUUGACAAACCAACACGUAACCAAACUGAAAGGAUUUACACUUUUCACGAGGACUGAGUUUAUACAACUACAAAUUUCGGAAGGGAUCUGGUCCUAAAAAAACUAAACAAAACACCAUCAAGGAUGAACCAGCAGGACGAGGCAUGAGUCCGCCUCAGUGCUUAAUGCAUGCCUGUCAUUUAGGAUACUAUUACCUGGACUGAUGAGCUUUAUUCCAGCACUGAAAGCGUCCCAACUUGUGCACAGUUAACAGUAACUGCCGAGGAGAAUGACUCUGCUGUACAGACUGUCUCUGUGUCUCUGUGUCCUCUGGAUCUUUGUUACAGUGAUACAGGGAGACUUUGUGGAGUUCCCUCCAAACGAUCCCAUUCGCUCCUUGGCAGAAGAGGAGACCGUCCUGCCCUGUCGCUACCAGCCAAGUGGGGGCAAUGUGGUGGUGCAGGUCACCUGGUAUAAGGAGAAACCUGAUGCCACCAAGGAGCAGAUCAUCACUGCACACCAUACUAAUGGACAGACAGCGUUUGGGACGUGGUCUCAACGUGUGCGCUUUAAAAGCAACGAACCCACCUCGGACUCGUCUCUGGUCAUCAUGAGCACAGAGAUCUCUGACGAGGGGAAAUACACCUGCCACAUCAGCACCUUCCCCUCAGGCAACUUUGACAGCGAGAUGUCACUCAUUGUGUGGACCAUUCCUAUCUCCUCCCUGGACCCUGUGAUUCUGGUGGAGGGACAGACCUACCGGCAGGCCGCUUCCUGUCGCUCUGUAGCCCGCCCUCCUCCCCGCCUCUCCUGGGACACCGACCUGAACGGCCAGUCCAUCAAUCGCUCGUCCGACAACAUUGCGGUCUCCUCGCACUACUCCCUGCACCCCCUGAGGAACAUGAACGGCAAGAAGCUGGAUUGUCUGGUGUGGCAUCCGACUUUACAGGCCCCCCGCAGGCUCAGAAACAACCUGGUGGUGCACUUCCCUCCACAUGCAGAGGUGUCUGGCUACAAUGGAGACUGGUUUGUGGGUUUGGAGAAUGCUGCCCUGAGGUGCGUGAGUGGAGGAAACCCCAAACCACAGAGCUUCACCUGGAUCAGAAUUGGUGGAGAGUUGCCGGAAGGUGUGAUCCCCCACUCUAAUGGAACACUAGCUUUUGGGCGACCCCUAAGCAUAUCAGAUGGAGGCACCUACCAGUGUGUGGCGAAGAAUGAAGUGGGAGAAGGGAAGGCGGAGAUUGCGAUUGGUGUGGCAGAAUCUCCUGGGGAGGAGAACAAUACUGAAAGCAUGCUGAUGAUCAUCGUGGGGGGCAUCGCCGGCGGGCUGCUGAUCUUAAUGCUCAUCAUCGUCAUCAUUGUCACUUGCCAUCACAAACGCAAGAACAAGAAGCUGGAGAAGGAGCUGACUGAGAGGAAGGAGGAAAUAAGCACUCUCUCCAGGCAAGCUUCUUUCAGGAGAAUGAACUCCAUCAGCACAGAUACCAGAGGAGUGACAGAGGAAAGCAUCCCUCUGAGGGUGGAGGGAACCCUAAGGACCAGCCUGUCUUCCCUCGGGGAGCAGGCUCACUGCCGUGACAGCCGAUCUACUAACUCAGGUGGGCGGGGAGGAGGAGGGGGAGCGUUUGACUACCUGGGCAGACCAGUCCUGCACAACAACUCGCGGAGGGGGAGAGACAGGCUUCUGGAGAGAGACGAGGAAAACCGACUCAGAGUGGAGACAUAUGUGAGAAACAGCACUAUGUCUUUGCAGGAAACUCGUUUCCACCCUCCUCUCAUGCCAUCAGCCUUCCCAAUGGUACAGUCCACUGAGAUUGUAAGACAGCUAAACGGCAGCGCCAUUCUCCCAGCAGACGGGGGUUCGCGGCCAGGAAGUGUGGCCAAGAAUCACCAGCACACUCCUCUGAGCUGCAACUACCCACCAGUAACAGAUGAUGAGGAUGAAGUGGAUGAAGGCUUGGGGGGUCCUGCCAGCCAGGAGCAUCCUGAUGACCAAGACAGCGAGACCAACAGCUCCCAGGUGUCCGAGGCUCACAGUACACGCUAUCAGCAGACUAAUGGCACGCUCAGACCCAAACCCCGGCCAAGCUCCACUGGGGUCAGUCCCCACGCCUCCGUGAUACACAAGGCCCAGAUAGUUUAGCAAGCAGCUGGAAAAUAACAUGUGAAACUACAAGACUGGCCAGCUCUGGUCUUGGAGGGGGUUCAAAUGCGGAUAUACUAGCAAGGUUUGGUCACAACUCAGAGAACCAGUUUGUGGUCAGUUAUGAAAAAUCUGCACCUUGACUACAACGCUGCAUCUUCUUUAUUGUGUGGGAACAUGGUGCAAUAGAACAAAUGAAUGGCAACGGAAAAAUCUACUGGGCACUUCUGGAUUUCUACCUGAUGUUUGGUGAUGUGUGUUGUGUAUUCCCCGGAGUACUGGUACAAACAAAGACAUCGUCACAAUAUUUCCAGUGCAGCUACUACAGCGUUUAAUCGCAGACAAUAUUUCUUGCUCAUCUUUCGCAAUACCAGUAUCUGUUGCUCUAACCAGCUGAAACCAACGGGUGAACGCAGUUGACAUACCUUUUGUGGGGGAUGUCAAAAGCACUCGAGGACAUGUACAGUAGGAAAUCAGGAAAUGCAGGAGAAGUAGGACGAGGCUGUAGGAAAGUUGGUACAUCAGAAAAGUAGAUUGCAACACCUCUGUACUGAGGGUGGAUUUUUGCUUUAGUGGUGCUCAGUGUAUCCAUAACUGUGCCAGUGUUAAGUUCCCUUACAACACGGUCUGGGAUCUGAUCCAAACCAUGGGCUUGUUCUUCUCUUGCCACACCUGCAACAUGCAUACCUCCAUAUUGUCUUAUUGUCCUCUUGCCUUUGCCUUACCCACUGAGACAGAUUGGAUCAAAGACUUCAAACAGCCAAAACCUGACUAGUGUCCAAUAGAUAUAGUGAUUUGGCAAUCUGUAAAUCUGUAAAUAUGCAAAUGCUCAAAUAAAUGAUAUACAGAACAUUUGCACAUCAACAAAUUCAAUAUAUCUAUCUUCUGGUUCCCACAUGCCCCCCUUUCUCACCAGCCUCAUAUCCACAUACCUACAUUCACACACAUACACAUACAGAUAAAUAAUCAAUAUACCCAGCUCCUGCUCCUAUGUUGUGAGGAUGAAAGCUGAAACACUAUUUUACAAAUUAAACAUGCACACACACUAAAUAAAUUGAAUUGUAUAUAGGUUGUGUACCUCCAUGUAUGCAUACAUACACAGUGGAUGAAAGCUGGAAAAGCUGCCAAAUGUCUGUAAAAAUGCAUUCUAAUUUCACCUUUUUUUCUUCUUGAUAUGGCUACUUUUGUGAAUACAUGUGGACUCUUAUACUGGAGACUAUAGAGACAAAAAAGCUGCCACCACCAAGGACAUACUGUAUCUAUUUUUUUUUUUUUACAAACUUUCUUCUGCCUGCUGGAUUUUUUUUUCAACAUCCAAGACAGGAAGAUGGUUUUGCAAGAGGAAUCUGACAUGAACUGGUACAGAUUGUUAAUAUUGUGGCAAAACCAAGCAUGUAUUGUUUAUCUGUGGACUACUGGUUUUAUUUUUUUUGUUUAUGUGUUCUGAGUAUUGUUGGGUUCUGUUACAGCCCUGAUAUGGGAAGCAAUGUGCCAAAUGGAAAAUAUAAAGUAUCACUUUUGCUUUUUUGGCAAAUAUGAAGUAUUAUUUUGUUCCUCACACACAUAUUACACUGUACUGGUAAUGUUGCCUUCUGUAAAUACUUCUUUUUCCAAGAAAAAUGUCAAAAGCCACCUGAAUUAGAAAUGCUGAUUUUAAAGCAUGCUGGGACAGUUUGUGGCAAAGGCAAUGUGCCAUAUUUUAUUUGCUGACACCCAACAGGUAAGAGCAGCAGAUGAAUGGUAUUAUGUUUGAAUGUAGGUUGUAUUUGUUGCAGACAGUGCCCCCUGAUGUGCACUGCUGGAAAGUGCAGGGACCUGAAUGAGCCUACAAACUGCAACGCUACUGAACAAGGAAAGAAAGACUGCAUUCCACUGUGAUUUUGGAAAAUGAUCUUCCUGGUCACCUGCCUGGAUUUUCAUUUAUUUUGAGGGCUAUGUAUGGGUAUCAGCUUGUAUUGAUGGGUUGAAAUAAAUGUGCAUGUUUUUUUUUCUAAAUGUACACCAAAACGUAUAUGCUAACAUGAAGCUUUGGGUAAAAAACUAUAUACUGGAUCAUCUAAAUAUGGGGGGUUUACACUAAUAGUUAUUCUGGUUUGCUAGAAUAGUCAUUUGCUAGUCAUUUGCAAGUGCCUUCAUCAUUUCAAGUGUUAAUUGUACAAAUAUAAGAAGUAAUUUGA